Hevea brasiliensis (rubber tree) is the source of this 1247-nucleotide messenger RNA. Its product is annotated as phosphatidylglycerophosphate phosphatase 1, chloroplastic/mitochondrial. The coding region runs from base 41 to 1108 and encodes 355 amino acids. The transcript has 5 exons. The record is from RefSeq and is a predicted model, not a curated record. Gene Ontology annotation, molecular function: phosphatidylglycerophosphatase activity. Lineage: Eukaryota; Viridiplantae; Streptophyta; Magnoliopsida; Malpighiales; Euphorbiaceae.
UUAUUAAAAACCCCGAAACCAAAUGGGAUAGAAAACGGAAAUGCUUUGCGCUAAUGUCGCUCCCUUGCCCAACUACAGUUGCCCCAUCCCAGCUUCUCCUCACAUCCUUCCCUGUCGUUCCCAUCACAGACUAAAAUCUAAUUCUGUUUCCCUUCCUAAAUCCCGCAGUCACUCCAAAAACAUCUCUUCCCUCACUCUCCUUACCGCAAGCAAUUGCAAUCACAAAGACCAAGACAAUCACCAUACCAGCAAAAGCACAAGCUACUCACAUCCAAGAUACAGUCUUUCUUUAUUUGAUCAAUUCCGAUCUUUCAUUGACAGUAACUCCAUCACUGACCAAAACCCAAAAACCCGAAACCAAGAACAAGGAGAGAAAAAGGAAGAAAAACAAGAUUCCCGUAUCAAGAAACCCAAACGACUUUUCACAAACAUGUGGUGGGUAGAUUUGAAAGCGGCGUUGGGCCAACGAAUCAACGUUGAAGGGAUUGUUUCUUCGAUGGCAGUGUUGGUUAAAGAGCAGCAUUUGGCUCUCCCGCACGUAGCAGUGCGUGAUAUAAGGUACAUUGAUUGGGCAGAGCUGCAUAAAAGAGGUUUUAAGGGUGUUGUCUUUGAUAAGGAUAAUACAAUCACAGUGCCUUACACUUUGACACUGUGGGGUCCUCUUGGUUUAUCGAUAGAGCAGUGUAAAUCGGUUUUUGGCAAUGAUCUGGCUGUGUUUAGUAACUCAGCUGGCCUAUACGAGUAUGAUCAUGAUGGUUCCAAAGCCAGGGCACUCGAGAAGGCAAUUGGGAUCAAAGUCAUAAGGCAUAGGGUUAAGAAACCAGCUGGAACAGCUGAAGAAAUCGAACAGCACUUUGGGUGUAAAUCAUCGGAACUUAUCAUGGUAGGUGAUCGACCCUUCACAGAUGUCGUUUAUGGAAACCGGAAUGGCUUUUUGACCAUAUUAACAGAGCCAUUGAGUGUUGCUGAGGAGCCAUUCAUCGUUAGGCAGGUGAGGAAACUAGAAGUGUCACUCACCAACUAUUGGUUUCGAAGAGGAUUGAAGCCAAUUAGUCACAGUCUACUGAUAGAUGCUGAGCAAUGCAUAAAAGAUCCGCCACCUUUGUAAAAAAGUCGAUAUAUGCAACAUUACAAUUGUAGCAGCUAAUUUUUUUGAAUGAGUCAUGUCUUAUAUAUUUGUUUCUUUUAUUUGUUGUUAUAAAAUUUUUAAGAUUGACAGCAAUCUUAAUAUGAAAUCCAAUUUUGUA